Ilex paraguariensis (yerba mate) is the source of this 1119-nucleotide messenger RNA. Lineage: Eukaryota; Viridiplantae; Streptophyta; Magnoliopsida; Aquifoliales; Aquifoliaceae. The record is from the annotation of a GenBank genome assembly.
AUGCAACAACCUGCAUAUGGCUACGUUCAACCUGGAGCAUACCCUGGCUCAACUCCCCAGUAUAACAUGAGUCAACCACCUUAUGGUGGUUAUCCUCCUCAACCGACUUCUGGUGGAUAUGCCACUGGUUGGGACCAGGCAACUGCUACACCAAACCAGCAGACUACUGCUCAGGGAGGUGGGUAUGAUUACUAUAGUCAGCAGCCACUUGUGCAACAGCAGCAAACCCCUGGUGGUCCUGUAGCCCCCACAGAUAAUACCGCCUAUGGUUACAAUCAGCCACCAGUUUCUGGUUAUAGUCAACAAGGACAAGGUUAUGCUCAGGAUGGCUAUGGUGGAUAUCAUGCACCUCCCCCUCAAUCUGGGUAUGGUCAGGCACCAAAUCCUAAUCCAGGGUAUGAUCAGCAGCAAGGUUAUAAUUCUACAACUGGUGGAUAUGGUAAUGUUUCCAACCCACUGCCUGAUGGACACGCUGCUUCAUACGGAACUCAGGGGGAAGCCAACCAAACACCUCCACCAGCCCAUUCAACUGCAAUGGGCCAGCAAGGAUACACUUCUGGUCAGCAGCCUAGUCCUAACCCAAGUUACCCGCCUCAGGGUUCGACCCAACCGGGCUAUGGAAUACCCCCAACUUCCCAAGGUGGUUAUGGGACUCAACCUCCUUCAGGAUAUGGGCCCGGUUAUGCACCACCUCAAGGUCAGAAGCCACUGGCUGGUCAGCCAGCUUAUGGGCAACCCCAACAGUCGCCUACUGCCCAAGGAGGCUAUGUCCAGCCUGCUUCUGUACAGCCAGGGUAUCCCCAUUCUCAGCCACCAACUGCUCAAUCUGGUUAUGCUCAGCCGGAUUCUGGUACCCAACGAGCUCCACCAUCCGGCUAUGGUACUCCAACUGCUCAGCCAGGGGCAUAUCCCUCACCAUACGGUGCACCACCUGCUACUCAGCCAAGUUAUGGGCAACAGCAACAACCAGCAUACAACGGCCCUUAUGGUACUGGCUAUGCCCAACCUCCUGUGUAUACAACUGAUGGCAAUGCAAGCGGGAGUGCUCGUGGAACCUAUGACGCUACUCCAGCUGCACAACCUGUUCAGCCUAGUGGGGUUGCUAAAACCUCACCAUAG